GGGUGAUAGAAAUUUCAUUUAGUAGAGCUUUUUGUGUGUGUCUUUACAUUAUUAUAUUAUUCACAAUAUUAUACUUUUUAGACGUAAUGUAAUGAAAAUAAUUAAUGUAAAAUAUUUGUAUAUUUCAUUCGGUCCAUUUUAAUGAUUUUUGUUUUCUUUUCGAAACUGCAGCCAAUAUAGCGAUAAAGGGCUUUCAUAGUAUCCAGCUACAUGUUUACAAUUCGAAAUUAAUUUUUGUUUGAGUGAUGAGCGGUAUGUAGUAAAACGUGCGAAAGAAGAAUUGUGUAGCGUAUUUCAUUUCAAUAACAUAUAGAUUGGAAUUCCAGUAGUUGACGAUAUGAAUAAAAAAGAGAAGUCAGAUUCGGUGUCGCGCGAAAAGAAAGUAAAGCGUGUUAAAACACAUCAUUCAAGACCGAAUGUUCUAUCCUUAGCCCCUGUUAAUAUUGAUUGCUUUCACUUAGAAGAGCAAGAAGCUGCUGAUGACUGCUAUUUAAAAUUUCGAGAUACUUGUGAUAAGAUUCGAGGGCAUUUUCAUUCUAUACUUCUUGCCAAAAAAGGAAAAGGGAAUGAGCAUAGCAUUGCAAAACAUAGAGCAGAUAUUUGCAUGUUAAUAAUGCGAUUGAAAAAGUUGAAUCGUUUAGACAAACACCAGUGGAAGAAAUCUCGAGAUGCAGUAAAUGAGCGAAAGCAAAAAGUAGAUGCUCUAAACUUACAGUUUCAGAAUCUUCUGUAUGAAGUUACUCAUCUCCAAAAGGAAGUAACAAAAUGCUUAGAAUUCAGGUCAAAAGAUGAAGAAAUUGAGCUUGUAACUGUUGAAGAAUUUUACCGAGAUGCUCCAGAAAGUAUUUCCAGGCCUGAAAUCACGAAACAUGAUGCUCAUGAAUUAACGAUGGCAAGGCUAACUUGGGAGUUAGAGCAAAGGAAAAGAUUUGCUGUGAAGUUGAAAGAAGCUGAAGUUACCAAAGAGGAAUAUAUUCAGAAAAUUGAAAAACUCCGUGAACAGCUCUCUAAUAUCUUACCAACUUUGCAGUCAAUAAUUGAAACUGCAGAACCACUCGAGAGCAAGCUUGGAAUGCAAUUUCAAGCUUCACAUUUAAAACAUCAGAUAGCAAAGUUUCUUCCUACACCAUUGUAUAUAUUGUAUGUUGAAGCAUGUGCAUAUAAAGAAGUCUGUGAUAAGAAAAUAGAGAUUGCAGUUGAAGGCAAUACUGAUGAAGCUAAAGUUCUUCAAAUGAAAACUGAGGAUCUGUCGGAAGAAAGUGGGGAAUCUGAUCAAGAAGAUACAUCUGAAAUGAAUAUGCAUAGGCAUUCAGUUUCUUCUAGAAAAGAAGAUACCCGGAAAGACAUAUUAAAAAAACAUCCUAUGUCUGUCUACCUUACAGUUGAAAGUGAAGAAGCAAAGAUUUCUUUAGAAUUUUUUUAUCUUUUUCAUCUGCACAUUGUAACUGUGUGUGUCAAAUCAAUUACUCCUCAAGUAACGUCAUCAGAAUUAGUUGGUGACUUGAUGAAAUUGGAUUCAUUUUUAAAUUCUCUGUUUCCGGGUGACACCGGGAGGAAGACACCCAAUGUUUCAAAUUGGUACCAGUUACGAAAAUUUGGUUAUGAAGAUACACCCUUCACAAAUCAAACAACAGGUUGGCCUUAUCUUUGGACACAGCAGAUUGCUGGUAUAGACUUUUUAAGCAUAUCCACGGAAGGAUCUGUCUGCACUCAAAAUAACCCAAAGGUGACAUCACUUUUUAUGGAAGGAGCAAUAAAUGCCAUUCGUUCUCGCCUAAUAGCUCGUUGUCAAUUAAGUCAUCAAAUUGCUUCUAUAGAUCAAAGAACAAACAUACCACCAAAGUUUGCCGCACUUUAUCCACUGAAUAUUUCUUCACAAUUAAAAAAGUGGAGUCCAGUUGAUUGGAAAGAAAUUAUGAACUAUGUAAACUUUAAAGAGUUGCAGGAACUUAAUGUUGUAAAUGAAGAUGCAAUGGUUUUCAAUGCAGAAAUACAGCGCGGCUCUGCUAUAUUAUUAGUUACAGUGACCAUACCACCUGAUUAUCCUGUAAAAACACCUGUUUUUCUACUUCAAUUGAAUUGGAAAGGUUGUUAUACUGCAGUUUCUAGUUUGGCUUUAAGGGAGCUAGAGGAGGAAAUUAAUGUUCAUUUUAUAGAGACUUUGCCUGAGGAAUAUCAGGAAAAUCUGUUGAUUUGUCAAAUGUAUCAUUUAAUAGUUUGCUUUGAUGUCUUCCUUGAGACAGAAUAUUCUGGUGAUUCAUUUGAGGGACCACCUGAAUUUAUGCGAGAAAAAGUUGUAGCUAGGUCUGCCAGGGGACGAAGUCACAGCAGACCGUACAAAUGUGUGUCAAGCCAAGGAAUAUUUACUUUUAGAUAAUAAGCAUAAUACUCAUUUAUUCUUAGUCAAUUUAUUGAUUAUUCAUUAUUAUUUAUGUUGGGGGAAAAACUUUUAUAACUUCAUUUAUGUGUAUUUUGUAAUUAUUUUGAAAAUAAAUUGUUAUUCUGAUAUAGAUAAAAA
Messenger RNA from Stegodyphus dumicola, 2518 nucleotides. It is a transcript of the gene thoc5, whose product is annotated as THO complex subunit 5. NCBI's taxonomy places the organism in Eukaryota, Metazoa, Arthropoda, Arachnida, Araneae, Eresidae. The record is from RefSeq and is a predicted model, not a curated record. Gene Ontology annotation, molecular function: mRNA binding. Gene Ontology annotation, cellular component: THO complex part of transcription export complex. Gene Ontology annotation, biological process: mRNA export from nucleus.